Messenger RNA from Prunus armeniaca (apricot), 198 nucleotides. The record is from the annotation of a GenBank genome assembly. NCBI's taxonomy places the organism in Eukaryota, Viridiplantae, Streptophyta, Magnoliopsida, Rosales, Rosaceae.
AUGAAGAUAAUAGGUGACAAGCUGGGAAACUUAGAGCAUGGAAAUAAAUGCUUCAAGUUUCCACUUAAGCCUCUCAAAUCUAACAAAUUUAGUGUGAAACAGCAGCCAAGUUCUAUGUCAAUUGCUAAAGCAAGUUGUGUCACAAAAGCUUUUGAUAAGCUGCCAGUAAAGCAAGCAAGUGGUGGCAAUCAAGCAUGA